Molecule: messenger RNA, 6485 nt
Organism: Dromaius novaehollandiae (emu)
Lineage: Eukaryota; Metazoa; Chordata; Aves; Casuariiformes; Dromaiidae
Gene: ADGRL2
Product: adhesion G protein-coupled receptor L2
Exons: 22
Coding region: 786-5165 (1459 amino acids)
Biological process (GO): adenylate cyclase-activating G protein-coupled receptor signaling pathway; cell surface receptor signaling pathway
Cellular component (GO): plasma membrane
Molecular function (GO): G protein-coupled receptor activity; carbohydrate binding
Source: RefSeq, a predicted model, not a curated record
GGCGGCGGCUGGAGGUGACUCCGGUUCGGAGCCCGCCGAGAGUCCGUGUCGGGACUUGGCGGCGCCCGCCGCGCGCGGCGAGGUGCGGGAGCGGGGAGGCGGCCGCGGCGCGGCUCGGGGUCUGGGCGCGCGUGUCGCGCUCGGUGCGUUGCUGCGAGCGGCGCCGGGCUGCGGUCUGCGGUCGAUCGCGGGGCAGCAGCACCGAGAGGAGGAUGAGAAAUCCGAGGAGGGGCCGGGCCGGUGCCGCGCCGGAGGCCGGGAUGUCACCGGCGGAGAUGUAGACGCGGCGGGCGCCGGAGGGGCUCUGCGCCGGACUCCCCUGACUUGUUCCCCGCUCCCGCUGCCGGCGUCGCCUCGGUUCCUGCUCGUGACCGCUGCGGGAGAAGGACUCCGGAGGCUGGCGCGUACGCCGCGCCCGUCGCCCCCUCGAUUUGUUGUGCUUUUUUUUAAAUUUAAUUUAAUUUUCUGCGUGCGAGGGGGGAGCCUGGCGAUAGCCCGCGCUCCGUGCGCAGCGCUGGAAGCUGCGGGAAGAUGUUGACCUAACGCGGAGGAUCCUGCCGGCCGGCCGCGGCGCCAGGAGCCGCCGUCCGCCUCGUCCCAGCCGGCCGCCCCCCGCCCGCGCUGCGCGGCCUGACGCGGCGGAGCCCCCUCCGCGGCCGCGGCGGAGCGCAGAGCCCGCACGGAGGUAUGAAGAUGAAUAAUGCAGACCACUGGUUUCGAUGAUGCUGGGCUUUUAUAACUGGAUUCAUUAAGGAAUACAAAGAAAACUCUUACAAGGAUCAAUAAUGGUGUCUUCUGGUUGCAGAAUGCAAAGUUUUUGGUUUCUGCUCACUAUCGGCUUCCUGCAGUGUACAGAAGGUUUCAGCCGAGCAGCGCUACCGUUUGGGUUGGUGAGGAGGGAGCUGUCCUGCGAAGGCUACUCCAUUGACCUGCGGUGUCCGGGAAGUGAUGUUAUUAUGAUAGAAAGUGCUAACUAUGGACGGACAGACGACAAGAUUUGUGAUGCUGACCCUUUCCAGAUGGAGAACACAGAAUGCUUCCUUCCAGAUGCCUACAAAAUUAUGACGCAAAGGUGCAACAACCGAACACAAUGCAUAGUAGUUACUGGGUCAGAUGUGUUUCCUGAUCCUUGUCCUGGGACAUACAAAUAUCUAGAAGUUCAGUAUGAAUGUGUUCCUUACAUUUUUGUUUGCCCGGGGACGUUGAAAGCAAUUGUGGACUCACCGUAUUUAUAUGAAGCUGAACAAAAAGCAGGUGCUUGGUGCAAAGAUCCUCUCCAGGCUGCAGAUAAAAUAUACUUCAUGCCAUGGACUCCGUACCGCACCGAUACUUUGAUAGAGUAUGCUUCUUUAGAGGACUUCCAAAAUGGACGCCAGCAGACAACAUACAAACUUCCAAAUCGAGUGGAUGGUACUGGAUUUGUAGUGUAUGACGGUGCUGUCUUUUUUAACAAAGAAAGAACUAGGAACAUAGUAAAGUUUGACUUGAGGACUAGAAUUAAGAGCGGAGAGGCCAUUAUCAAUUACGCUAAUUACCAUGACACGUCUCCAUACCGAUGGGGAGGAAAGACUGACAUUGACUUGGCCGUUGAUGAAAAUGGCUUAUGGGUGAUUUAUGCCACGGAGCAAAACAACGGAAUGAUCGUCAUUAGCCAGCUGAAUCCCUACACCCUGCGCUUUGAAGCCACGUGGGAAACCACGUACGACAAACGGGCAGCAUCGAAUGCUUUCAUGAUAUGCGGAGUCCUCUACGUCGUCCGGUCAGUGUACCAAGACAACGAGAGCGAAACGGGCAGGAACGCCAUCGAUUACAUCUACAACACCAGGCUGAGCAGGGGCGAGCACGUCGACGUUCCCUUCCCCAACCAGUACCAGUACAUUGCCGCAGUGGAUUACAACCCCCGAGAUAACCAGCUGUAUGUGUGGAAUAACAACUUCAUUCUACGGUAUUCUUUGGAGUUUGGCCCACCUGAUCCUGCCCAAGUGCCUACCACAGCAGUGACAAUAACUUCUUCAGCAGAGCUGUACAAAACCACAGUGUCCACCACUAGCACUGCGUCACAGAAAGGUCCCAUAAGCACAACAUUAGCUGGAGGAACAAAGGAAGGAAGCAGAGGACCCAAGCCACCACCAUCAGUUUCCACAACCAAAAUUCCUCCUGUGACAAGUUUUUUCCCUUUGCCAGAGAGAUUCUGUGAACCCACUGAGGCUAGGGGGAUUAGCUGGCCUCAGACACAAAGAGGAAUGAUGGUUGAACGCCCUUGCCCCAAAGGAACACGAGGAACCGCCUCGUAUCUGUGCGUGGUUUUAACUGGAAUGUGGAACCCCAAAGGCCCCGAUCUCAGCAACUGCACCUCGCACUGGGUGAACCAGCUGGCGCAGAAGAUCAGAAGUGGAGAAAAUGCUGCUAGUCUGGCCAAUGAACUGGCUAAACACACCAAAGGACCAGUGUUUGCCGGGGACGUCAGCUCAUCGGUGAGGCUGAUGGAGCAGCUCGUGGACAUUCUCGAUGCUCAGCUGCAGGAACUGAGGCCCAGUGAGAAAGACUCUGCGGGAAGGAGUUAUAACAAGCUCCAAAAACGAGAGAAGACAUGCAGGGCUUACCUUAAGGCAAUUGUUGAUACAGUGGACAACCUGCUCAGGCCUGAAGCUCUAGAGUCCUGGAAAGAUAUGAAUUCUUCCGAACAAGCCCAUGCAGCAACCAUGUUACUUGAUACUUUAGAAGAAGGGGCUUUUGUCUUGGCUGAUAAUCUCCUAGAACCAACUAGAGUCUCAAUGCCCACAGAAAAUAUUGUUUUGGAUGUUGCAGUGCUCAUUACUGAGGGCCAGGUGCAGGACUUGAAGUUUCCUCAGGGCAGCAAAGGCGGCAAUUCGAUUCAGCUCUCUGCAAGCACCGUGAAACAGAACAGCAGGAACGGAUUAGCGAAACUGGUUUUCAUCAUUUACAAAAGUUUGGGACGUUUUCUCAGUACGGAAAAUGCAACCAUAAAACUGGGCAGCGACUUUGCUGGUCGGAAUAGUACCAUCGCGGUGAACUCCCACGUCAUUGCAGCCUCCAUCAACAAGGAGUCAAGCCGGGUGUACCUGACCGAUCCUGUGCAUUUCACUCUGGAACACAUCGAUCCUGACAAUUACUUCAAUGCAAAUUGUUCCUUCUGGAACUACUCAGAGAGGACUAUGAUGGGAUAUUGGUCAACUCAAGGCUGCAAACUGGUUGACACAAAUAGAACUCAUACAACCUGUGCUUGCAGUCACCUAACCAACUUUGCAAUUCUUAUGGCUCAUCGGGAAAUUGUGUACAAAGAUGGAGUGCACGAGUUGCUCCUCACUGUCAUCACCUGGGUGGGAAUUGUCAUCUCUCUUGUUUGCCUGGCCAUCUGCAUCUUCACAUUCUGUUUUUUCCGUGGCCUACAAAGUGAUCGUAAUACUAUUCACAAGAACCUUUGUAUCAACCUAUUCAUUGCUGAGUUCAUUUUCCUAAUAGGCAUCGAUAAGACAGAGUACAAGAUUGCAUGUCCGAUAUUUGCAGGCCUCUUACACUUUUUCUUCCUGGCAGCCUUUGCCUGGAUGUGUCUAGAAGGAGUGCAGCUUUAUCUUAUGUUAGUAGAAGUAUUUGAAAGUGAAUAUUCUAGGAAGAAAUACUAUUAUGUUGCUGGCUACCUCUUCCCUGCUACAGUAGUUGGUGUCUCAGCAGCUAUUGACUAUAAGAGCUAUGGAACAGAGAAAGCUUGCUGGCUGCAUGUAGACAACUAUUUUAUCUGGAGUUUCAUUGGGCCUGUUACCUUUAUUAUUCUGCUGAAUCUUAUCUUCUUGGUGAUCACAUUGUGCAAAAUGGUGAAGCACUCAAACACUUUGAAACCAGACUCUAGCAGGUUGGAAAACAUUAAAUCCUGGGUCCUGGGUGCAUUUGCUCUCCUGUGUCUUCUUGGCCUAACAUGGUCAUUUGGCCUGCUGUUUAUCAAUGAGGGGACUGUUGUGAUGACAUAUCUCUUCACAGUAUUUAAUGCUUUCCAAGGAAUGUUUAUUUUCAUCUUUCAUUGUGCCCUACAAAAGAAAGUGCGUAAGGAAUAUGGCAAAUGCUUCCGACAUUCCUACUGCUGUGGUGGGCUACCAACGGAGAGUCCCCACAGUUCAGUGAAGGCAUCAACAACAAGAACUAGUGCUCGCUAUUCCUCUGGCACUCAGAGUCGUAUAAGGAGGAUGUGGAAUGACACUGUGAGAAAACAAUCUGAAUCUUCUUUUAUCUCAGGUGACAUCAACAGCACUUCAACACUUAAUCAAGGAAUGACUGGCAAUUACCUACUAACAAACCCUCUUCUUCGACCACAUGGCACUAACAACCCCUAUAACACAUUGCUCGCUGAAACAGUUGUAUGUAAUGCCCCUUCAGCUCCUGUGUUUAACUCACCAGGACAUUCACUGAACAAUGCCAGGGAUACAAGUGCCAUGGAUACUCUACCGCUAAAUGGUAAUUUCAACAACAGCUACUCAUUGCGCAAUGGAGACUAUAACGACAGUGUGCAAGUUGUAGACUGUGGACUAAGCCUGAAUGAUACUGCUUUUGAGAAAAUGAUCAUUUCAGAAUUAGUGCACAACAACCUGCGGGGCAGCAGCAAGAACCACAACCUGGAGCGCACGCUGCCAGCCAAAGCUGUGAUCGGCGGGAGCAGUAGCGAAGAUGAUGCCAUCGUGGCAGAUGCGUCGUCUUUGAUGCACAGUGACACCCCCGGACUGGAGCUCCACCACAAGGAGCUGGAGGCCCCCCUUAUUCCACAGCGGACUCACUCCCUUCUGUACCAGCCCCAGAAGAAAGUGAAGACUGAAGGAACCGACAGCUACGUCUCCCAGCUGACGGCUGAGGCUGACGACCACCUCCAGUCCCCCAACAGAGACUCUCUUUACACGAGCAUGCCCAACCUCAGAGACUCUCCUUUCCCAGAGAGCAGCCCUGAUGUUGAAGAAGAUCUCUCUCCCUCCAGGAGGAGCGAAAAUGAGGACAUUUACUACAAGAGCAUGCCAAAUCUCGGAGCUGGCCAUCAGCUUCAGAUGUACUAUCAAAUCAGCAGGGGUAAUAGCGACGGCUAUAUAAUUCCCAUUAACAAGGAAGGAUGUAUUCCAGAAGGGGAUGUUAGAGAAGGACAAAUGCAACUAGUGACAAGCCUUUAAUAGUGUAGCAAAGAAAUAUUAAAGGCCACGUACAAGUAUUAAAAAGACUUAAUUGGCCCCAUGCAGGCUCCCUCAUAUCUGCUUGAAGAGACAAUUCUGUUGACCUUGUGGUUCUCCAGUGUAACAGGGAUGACUGGACCUUGCAGUUCUGUGAAUUUUUAUAAAACAAAAACUUUGUAUAUACACAGAGUAUACUAAAAUGAAUUAUUUGUUACAAAGAAAAGAAAUACCAACAAGGUAUUUUAAGAUAUCUUCUGCUGCUGAAUUUAACAAAAUUGUGAAAAAAAAAAGAAAAAUAAACAUGUUCCAGCCAUUUUACUGCAGCAGUUUGUGAACUAAAUUUGUAAAUAUGGCUGCACCAUUUUUUUUUCUAGGCCUACAUUGUAUUAUAUACAAGGCGUAGGCUCUAAAAUCCUGUGGGACAAAUUUACUGUACCUUACUAUUCCUGACAAGACUUGCAAAAGCAGGAGAGAGAUUCUGCAUCAGUUUGCAGUUCACUGCAAAUCUUUUCCAUUAAGGCAAAGAUUGAAUACAUGUCUAACCACUAGCAAUCAAGCCACAGGCCUUAUUUCAUAUAUUUCCUCAACUGUACAAUGAACCGUUCUCAUGAAAAAAUGGCUAAAGAAAUUAUAUUUUGUUCUAUUGCUAGGGUAAAAUAAAUACAUUUGUGUCCAACUGAAAUAUAAUUGUCAUGAAAAAUAAUUUUAAAGAGUUUGAAGAAAAUAUUGUGAAAAGCUCUUGGUUGCACAUAUGUUAUAAGCUGUUUUUCUUACACUCUGUUCAUAGUACGGUAGUAUGUUUAAAAUGCAAGUUCUACCCGUUUUCACUUAUUUUUCACUGUAAACAGUGUUCUGCUUUGACAAGUUUGUUUUUAUUCUUACGUUUUGAAUUUUUAUUGCCAAAAAAAAUAAUUUGGGGAGAAAUUCGUUUUAGACGCCAAUUAUGCCAAGCCUUGCACAAAUCUGGUAUAGCUAACAAAGAUUGUAACUCAAUUCCCUGUUCAUUCUUUAAUCAGGGUUGGGUGGUAAGGGGUAAAGGGGACACUGGACACUUCUCACAAGCUUUCUCGUGAAUAAAAGGUGCCUGUCCUUUAAAAAAAAAUAAAUAAAACAUAACUAUUACUCUUCCAUAUUCCUUCUGCCUAUAUUUAGUAAUUAAUUUAUUUUAUGAUAAAAAUCUAAUGAAAUGUAAAUUGUUUAAACAAAAUUCUGCUUUUUUCAUCCCUUUGUGUAAACCUGUUAAUAAUGAGCCCAUCACUAAUAUCCAGUGUAAAGUUUAACACCUGUUUGACAGUAAAUAAAUGUGAAUUUUUUUCCAAA